This is a messenger RNA of Meriones unguiculatus (Mongolian gerbil), 2846 nucleotides long. RefSeq names its product protein kinase C delta (gene Prkcd). The transcript has 19 exons. The record is from RefSeq and is a predicted model, not a curated record. Gene Ontology annotation, biological process: protein phosphorylation. Bases 345 to 2375 code for a protein of 676 amino acids. Gene Ontology annotation, molecular function: ATP binding; diacylglycerol-dependent serine/threonine kinase activity. Lineage: Eukaryota; Metazoa; Chordata; Mammalia; Rodentia; Muridae.
UUCCGUGUGCCGCGGCGCCAGAGCGGGAGGCGGCGGCCGCGGGAUCCCCCGAGCGGCCCCUGGGCAUCUACCCUCCGUCCCGGGACCUGGGCGGUCCCUGCUGGCCGCCGGGCCCGUCCUGACCAGACCCGUGCCGACCUCCCCGUCCUCGCGCAUCCGGGAGAGCCGCGCCACGAGACAGACCCCGGCCCGCCGGGACCCCUGGCGCCCGGCCCUGCAUCGGGAGGUCUGCGGGAAAUUAGCCCAGGCAAGGGCGUUGGGCCUACUUACUUUUGGUGGUUAGUGAGCGGCUGCAGCACAGCAGGAGCCAGGACUAGCAAGACCUGGGAGGCCCAGGCUUCACCAUGGCACCUUUCCUGCGCAUCUCCUUCAACUCCUACGAGCUGGGCUCCCUGCAGGCCGAGGACGAGGCAAGCCAGCCUUUCUGUGCGGUGAAGAUGAAGGAGGCGCUCAGCACAGAGCGAGGGAAGACACUUGUACAGAAGAAACCUACCAUGUACCCCGAGUGGAAGUCAACAUUUGAUGCCCACAUCUAUGAAGGCCGUGUCAUCCAGAUCGUGCUGAUGCGGGCAGCUGAAGACCCCAUGUCUGAGGUGACGGUGGGCGUGUCAGUGCUGGCUGAGCGCUGCAAGAAGAACAACGGCAAGGCUGAGUUCUGGCUGGACCUGCAGCCUGAGGCCAAGGUGCUGAUGUCUGUGCAGUAUUUCCUGGAAGAUGGGGAUUGCAAACAGUCUAUGCGUAGUGAGGAGGAGGCCAAGUUCCCAACCAUGAACCGCCGUGGAGCCAUUAAACAGGCCAAAAUCCACUACAUUAAGAACCACGAGUUCAUUGCCACCUUCUUUGGGCAGCCCACCUUCUGUUCUGUGUGCAAAGAGUUUGUCUGGGGCCUCAACAAGCAAGGCUACAAGUGCAGACAAUGCAAUGCUGCCAUCCACAAGAAAUGCAUUGACAAGAUCAUCGGCCGCUGCACAGGCACCGCUGCCAACAGCCGGGACACCAUCUUCCAGAAAGAACGCUUCAACAUUGACAUGCCACACCGCUUCAAGGUCUAUAACUACAUGAGCCCCACCUUCUGUGACCACUGUGGCAGCUUGCUCUGGGGACUGGUGAAACAGGGGUUAAAGUGUGAAGACUGUGGCAUGAAUGUGCACCACAAAUGCCGGGAGAAAGUGGCCAACCUGUGUGGUAUCAACCAGAAGCUCUUGGCUGAGGCCUUGACCCAAGUGAGCCAGAAAUGUAUGCGAAAGCUGGACUCGGGAUUGCCAGACAAUGUCGGGAUAUACCAGGGAUUCGAGAAGAAGACAGGCGUCUCUGGGGAUGACAUCCCAGACAACAACGGGACCUAUGGCAAGAUCUGGGAGGGUUGCACUCGGUGCACCAUUGAUAACUUCAUCUUCCACAAAGUGCUGGGCAAAGGCAGUUUCGGCAAGGUGCUGCUUGCCGAGCUGAAGGGCAAAAACCAAUACUUUGCGGUCAAGUACCUGAAGAAGGAUGUGGUGUUGAUCGACGAUGAUGUGGAGUGCACCAUGGUGGAGAAGCGGGUGCUGGCGCUCGCCUGGGAGAAUCCCUUUCUCACCCACCUCAUCUGUACCUUCCAGACCAAGGACCACCUGUUCUUCGUGAUGGAGUUCCUCAAUGGGGGUGACCUGAUGUACCACAUUCAGGACAAAGGCCGCUUCGAACUCUACCGGGCUACGUUUUAUGCAGCUGAGAUCAUCUGCGGACUGCAGUUUCUACACAGAAAAGGCAUCAUUUACAGGGACCUCAAGCUGGACAAUGUGAUGCUGGACCAGGAUGGACACAUCAAGAUCGCUGAUUUUGGGAUGUGCAAAGAAAAUAUAUUUGGGGAGAACCGGGCCAGCACGUUCUGUGGCACCCCUGACUACAUCGCCCCUGAGAUCCUGCAGGGCCUGAAGUACACAUUCUCCGUGGACUGGUGGUCCUUUGGGGUCCUCCUCUAUGAGAUGCUCAUUGGUCAGUCCCCUUUCCAUGGUGAUGAUGAGGAUGAACUUUUCGAAUCCAUCCGGGUGGACACACCACACUAUCCUCGUUGGAUCACCAAGGAAUCCAAGGACAUCAUGGAGAAGCUGUUCGAGAGAGAGCCUGUCAAGAGGCUGGGAGUGACAGGGAACAUCAGGAUUCACCCCUUUUUCAAGACUAUCAACUGGACGCUGCUGGAGAAACGGAAAGUGGAGCCGCCCUUUAAGCCCAAAGUGAAAUCCCCUGCAGACUACAGCAACUUUGACCAAGAGUUCCUGAGUGAGAAACCCCGCCUUUCCUACAGUGACAAGAACCUAAUCGACUCUAUGGACCAGGCAGCCUUCCGUGGCUUCUCCUUUGUGAAUCCUAAGUUUGAGCAACUCCUGGAAAACUGAGCUCCCAGACCUGCUGUAAAUGCCCCAGCAGAGCAGGCCAGUCUGUCCUGGUUUGCACUCGCACUGCCCACGGAGAACAGCGGGCACUGGGUGAUUUCUGCUGCUGCCACCUCAUCCGAGGGUUUGGCUCCUGUUGGCGGGGCUCACAGUACUUCCUCUGUGAACUAGUUUGUGAACUUGCUUUCCCUUUGCCAUCAGAGGGAAACUGUAAAUCCUGUGUUUCAUUACUUGAAUGUAGUUAUUGAAAUAUAUAUAUUAUAUGUGCACAUAUCUAUCAUAGGCUGUAUAUAUUGCUCAGUAUAGAAAGCAUGUAGGGACUGGUAUGUGUUGGCCUUUUUUAAAAAAACAUGCAUAUGUGUGAUAUACAUAUAUGUGUAUGUAUAUAUAUGUGACCAAAAGAAAAAAAAGCACAAGCUGUCAGAACCACAAGGUUCUUUUAUGUGUGUCUAAAUAAACACUGAGUGGUACCAA